GUUGGCGGCAGUGCAGAGAGGCAAAGGAGGGAGCGCUGGCAAUGAAAAUGCAGGGGCCCCACGGAGAGUGUAAGAGCACACGCAUAGGCCCCCUCCAACUCCCAAGCCAAGCUCCUUCUUGGGUGCAGAGGGUGGGCAGCAGCGCCUAGCGGGAUUCCUUGGGCUCCGCCCCUUCUCUUCCUCUUCCUAGCGACCAAUUAGGGAGGGAUGGUGGGAGGAGGCCCCGCCCCCAAUCUGUCAGUGGAUAAGGCUAAGCGCCGGGGCCGAGUGGACAGCUGCCGACUCUGGUUCACCUGAAGCAGGUGGCGGCGACCCUAGCCUCCAGUGCUCAGCACCCAAGGACCCGACAGCCCGAGCAAGGACGGAGAUGCCGCAGGAACGGACUGUCCGCCUACAGUUCGGGAACCGCAUAGAGGCGGUGUGUGUACUGGGCACCCGACUCUGGGUCGAUGUCUACAGAUGUGAAGACUGAGAUGUGGAGAGGCUCAACCACCUUUCCAACGCUCUGCAUGCACGCAGCCCCUGCUGAUGCCAAGACCUUCAGCCUGAAAUACACAGAUGCUGUACAGGUCGAAGCAGUGAUUGAUGGCCAAGCCGAAGAGGCCACAGCCAAUGGCAAGCAACGAUGGGCCCUCUCCCCCAGCACUAUCCUCCGCCUCAGCAUGAGCCAGCCCAGCACAGAAGUCAGCAGCGACAAGGUCACCGUCGGCUAUUAUGGGGAGGAAGGCAAGAUGCCCAUUGACCAAGCUGGCCUUUUUCUCACAGCUGUUGAGAUCUCCCUGGAUGUGGAUGCAGACCGAGAUGGAGUCGUGGAAAAGAAUAAUCCUAAAAAGGCAUGCUGGACCUGGGGCCCUGAAGGCCAGGGAGCCAUCCUACUGGUGAACUGCGACAGGGAGAUCCCCUGGUUGCCCAAGGAAGAUUGCUCUGAUGAAAAGAUCUACACCAAAGAAGACCUGAAGGACAUGUCUCGGAUGAUCCUGAGGACCCGCGGCCCCAAUCAGCUCCCAGCCGGCUAUGAGAUGGUUCUCUACAUUUCCAUCAGCGACUCUGACAAAGUGGGCGUGUUCUAUGUCGACAACCCGUUCUUCGGCCAGCGUUACAUGCACAUCCUCGGCCGGCGGAAGCUGUUCCAUGUGGUAAAGUAUACAGGUGGCAAAGCCGAGCUGGAAUUCUUCGUAGAAGGCCUUCGAUUCCCUGACGAGAGUUUCUCAGGCCUGGUCUCCAUCCACGUCAGCCUGUUGGAACUUCUGAUAGAGGGACUUCCCCAGACUCCAAUCUACACAGACACAGUGACUUUCCGGGUCGCCCCAUGGAUAAUGACCCCAAACACGUUACCUCCUGUGUCAGUGCUAGUAUGCAGCGUGAAGGACAAUUACCUCUUCCUGAAGGAGAUAAAGAACCUAAUUGAGAAAACUAGCUGCAAGCUUAAGAUCUGUUUCCAGUACAUGAAUCGCGGGGAUCGUUGGAUCCAGGAUGAAGUUGAGUUUGGCUACAUUGAUGCUCCCCACAAAGGUUUUCCUGUGGUUCUAGAUUCCCCCCGAGACGGGGACCUAAAAGACUUCCCAGUGAAAGAACUCCUGGGUCCAGAUUUUGGCUAUGUGACCCGGGAGCCCCUCUUUGAGGAAGUCACCAGCUUGGAUUCUUUUGGGAACCUGGAGGUCAGCCCCCCUGUGACGGUGAAUGGGAAGGAGUACCCCUUGGGCAGAAUUCUCAUCGGCAGCAGCUUCCCUCUGUCUGGAGGGAGGAGGAUGACAAAGGUUGUAAAAGAUUUCCUCCAGGCCCAAUUAGUGCAGGCACCUGUGGAACUGUAUUCUGACUGGCUGAUCGUUGGCCACGUGGAUGAAUUUAUGACCUUCAUCCCCAUCCCAGGCAAGAAGGAAUUCCGGUUACUCAUGGCCAGUACCUCUGCCUGCUACAAACUCUUCCGGCAAAAGCAGAAAGAGGGACAUGGAGAAUCUAUCUUGUUCAAAGGCUUGGGGGGCAUGAGCAACAAACGGAUUACCAUCAAUAAGAUCUUAUCCAAUGAGAAUCUUGUGCAGCAGAACCUGUAUGCCCAGCGCUGUCUGGAUUGGAACCGGGACAUCCUGAAAAAGGAACUAGGGUUGACAGAGAAGGAUAUCAUUGACAUCCCAGCUCUGUUCAAAUUGAACGAGGAAGGUCAAGCCUUGGCUUAUUUCCCCAACAUGGUGAAUAUGAUUGUGCUUGACAAGGACCUGGGGAUCCCCAAGCCUUUUGGGCCCCUGAUUGAGGAGCAGUGCUGCCUGGAGGCUCAUAUAUGCUCAAUUCUUCAACCCCUGGGUUUCAACUGUACCUUCAUCGAUGACAUUUCCUCCUAUCACAAAUUAAUGGGCGAGGUCCACUGUGGUACCAAUGUCUGCCGGAAGCCCUUUGCCUUCAAGUGGUGGCACGUGGUGCCUUGACCUCAUGAGUGGGCUUGGCAUUCCCUUCCCUCAUUCCCUCCACCUUCCCUCCACCUCCUCCUAUAUUCCCAGGUCUUAUACCUUCUUAGAAAUUGCUUUUUCUUCAUUGGGCUGGGUCCAUUUUGAUAUCUCCAUUGGAAUGGGAUAGGGUCUGGGGAAAAGCAUACCCAAGGUUCUGGAGCCCACUCUAGUUCAUAAGCAAUAGUCUCUAAGUCUGCCAGUCUACCUUCUCUUUCUUCAAGCAAAUGAAAAGGGUCAAUUCUUCUGUGGCCAAGAAAAGGUCUGAUGGAUGUCAAACUCAAUCUGACUUUGACCCACAAACCCCAUUUAGGAUUCAUCUCUCGAGGGAAUGCUGCCUCUAGCUUCUCUGAGGAUGUCCUUAGUCACUUCAUUCUUCGCCAGCCCUUCUCACACCUCUGUCCCUAUCUUUCUCCUCAGAGGGUCCAGGCACAUCUCUUAAUAUUUAUCCAUUCUGCCCCACAUCAGCCAUCAGCUGCAAUGGGUCAGCUACCCAAACCCAGACUAACUUCAGGUGUAGACUAUGAUGACUGGGGAGAGGGAGAGGGAAUAGACACAAGGUAUACUGGGCCCUGUUGGGGAACAUCAGCCCAAGAAUCCAAAUGACCAUUUCUAAUUAUACCAAUUUCUCUCUUCUGUGCCUUUUUUCUGGAGUGAGGCCAAGGUUGGGACCAGGGGGGUGGGAAAGGGCCCUCUCUGUCCUCAGAGGUUCUAUGGUUCCCACCAUGUUGGGUCCAACCCUGGAGAUGGGAUCAAACAGCCAGUAUAUUUUCUAGGUUCUGGUAAUUGCUUUCCAAGACAAGAGGAUUAAAUGGCCAAUAGCACUUUUCCCCAAAAAAGGAAAGAAUUCCUUAUCACUACUUAACUAUAGCUGAGUGAUGGGAAUAUCACUCGGAGUUUGUGAAUCAGGAGUCUGGAAGUGGAGGACUUGAGUUCAAAUCCUACCUCUGACACCUACUAGCUGUGUGUCCUUGGGCAUAUCACUUAAAAAUCUCCUGGUCACACAUAAAAAUGACGCGGUUGAACUAGAUGGUCUCUGAGUUCUCUUCCAACUCAACAUCUAGGCUCCUGCGAUCUCUAGUCAUGCUUCUACUUCCCCCACCCUUCCAUGCAGCUUAUAAAAGAGAGAGAUCCCUGAAUCUGUCCCCAAGAGUGUAGGACAAUAUUUGGGGACCUUUCUUAAAAUAACUCCUUGAAGAUGGUCUUCUUAUUCCAAGAGGUCUGCCUGGGGUGCGAUUCCUGCCCUAUUUUCUCACAGAAACUUUUCCACAAAUGCAUUGGCUUUCUUCCCCAACUCCAUGUCCUCUCCCCUAGAUUCCCAUCAAGAAAUGAAAAGUAUACAAUUCUGAAGCACUCAUGACUGUGGAGUAUGGAUGUAAAACUUUCUAUGCAUCCCUGGCUUUUCUCUUCACUCCCUUUCCUAUUUUCUAUUAGCUCCACUCAACAAGUACUUUAAACACCUACAUGUGCAAGGCACUGGAUAUCCUAUAAAAUACAAAAACAGUCCUGCCCUCAAGAAGCUUACAUUCUCCUGGAAUGUAGCCUCCCCCUAGAGCCAUUUCCCUCAGGGAACAAAAACUCAACUCAGCUUUAUUGACUGGUCAUCCAAACCAGAUCUUCCUACAGUAUCUUGAAUUAGAGGGAACUUAAGCAAUUCCCUGGACACAAAUGAAUUUCUAGGAUUGAAUGAACUGCCAUAGAAAGUGUGUUGCUUGUCCCCUGGCCCAGUGUGACUCCAUUAAGCAGACAGCUGAACUGAUAACCACAUUGGUAGUGACUCUUAGGCAUUCCAGAGAUGGGAUUUGGUGGAAUACUCAUUCAGAAAAGUCCUUUCCCCCUUUUGUUCUGGUUCCCUUUCUCCUUAAGACUAAGUUAGCAGCUAUCUCCUUUUUCCUCAACAGAAGUGUAAUGUGGGCUGGAUGACCAGAGCUCUGCUCUAGGAUGAAAAACUUGGAUGGUGCCAACAGCUCUCUAGAUUCUAUCAAAACCCACUCCAUCUUUUUCAUGGUGGUCUUGUCCUGAGGUGGACUUCCUAUCCCUUCAGUAGCUUGGUUCACCACCUGACCCUAGUAGACAUAGUGAGUCUACUCCACCCCACUCCCACCUCUACCAUUGCCACUUGCCCCAGGUAUAAAUCAUAGCUCUGCUCCAGAUUUGGGACAAGCUACUCAACCCGGGCCUUCAUUAGGCUGCCGAACCCAGCUGUAGGCCAGCUGUUGGUAUGUCGCCAUACUAACCACACUAACUGUUGGGAGCCAGCUCUCAGAAUUCUGUUUUAAGCAGUAUUUCUAUGCAUAGAAGUGCCUUUGGGGCUAAGUUUAUUUUCUGGGAGGAUGACUAUGUCACUGCUCCAUUUUGGAUAUUUAAAAAAUACCAACCCCUUUCAGGAAUAGUUAUGCAUUUGAAUUGUGAGGAAGAGAGAGAUUUGGUUGGCCACAUGGACCUUAUUCUCUGAUACACUGAACAUAUUUCUGAUUCCCAAAGUGUGAUCAUUCUGCAAUGACACCAUUAAAAAUAUUAGGGGGGGGCAGCUGGGUAGCUCAGUGGAUUGAGAGCCAGGCCUAGAGAUGGGAGGUCCUAGGUUCAAAUCUGGCCUCAGCCACUUCCUAGUUGUGUGACCCUGGGUAAGUCACUUGACCCCUAUUGCCUAGCCCUUACCACUCUUCUGCCUUGGAGCCAAUACAUAGUAUUGACUCCAAGACGGAUGUUAGGGUUUAAAUAUAUAUAUAUAUAUAUAUUAGGGGGUGACACCUCAAGAUUGCCAGUGUCUGCAUGGAAUACUGUCACUACAUUCAAUGGUCGGGAAUGACAAAGUAUAAUAGAAGGGAAAAAAUCCAAAUCUGGAGGCCAACAGGCCUUUACCCUUUACCCUUUACCCUUGUGACUUUGAGCAAAUGUCAGCUUCCAGAGGCAGUGUGGCAAAAUGAGAGUCAAAAGACCUGGAUUCCAAUUCUACCUGCCCUUUGCUUCCUCUGUGAUAUUGAGUGAGUUAGUCUCCUCCCUUCUCUCUUUAAUGAGAGAAUGCAACUUGAUGUCCUCUAACUUUACAUCUUUAACUCUUAUGAUUCUACAAUCGCAUGGCCUCCUUGGACUUCCUCAGAUUCCUCAGAUGUCUGACCUCUUAAAAGUUAAGAAGCUGGACACGUUAUUGGGGUUCUUAAUUUUUUAUGUGUCCUAGAUCCCAUCUGUCAGUCAUUCUAGUGAAGCCUAUGGACCCCUUUACAGAAAAAUAUUUUUUAAGUGCAUAAAAUAAAAAUCAGGCAAAGGAAACCAAUAAGAUUGAAAUAUGGUUAUCAAAAUAUUUUUUAAAACAAGUUCACAGCCCUGUCCCACCCACUUAAGCAUCCCUAGACUAGAUGAUCUCUAAGGUUACUCCCAAUUCCCAAAAUAAACCCUAAAUUUCUUGAAGUUUUUUGGCCUGGGCCAAUAUCACUAGACAAAGUCCUGAGAGCUGUCAGAAAUUAGUCUUUUCUAUGGAGGUGAUGGGCCUGAGUGCUUUGGGGGUGCUGAGAUCUGAGCUCUCCCAUGAUGCCUCAACUGUUUCUGUCCCUGCAUGCCAAGUGCUUAUUAUAAGGUUCUUUUGGGAGAGAGCUUCAGGAUACCACACCAUGUGUGUGGAUUUGUGUUUGUGUUUUGUGUGUUUUUGACUCCUAGCCUGAUAAGACAUUCACUCCUACGCAUGUGAUAGAUUUUCCUCUUAAGUCAGUUGCAUUGUGACCCAGCAUUAGGGGGGACCUCUCAUCCUUUAGGGGGCAGUGACACUCAGGGGAUCCUGAGGCUACCAGAGCUAAGAAAGCCUUGGAGGCCAGUGACAUAGUGUUCUUUAGUGACAGAAAAGCGGAUGAUCAGUGUCCAAAUUUAAGCUUACAAGGCUAUGUUCAUGGUAAGCCUUAAAAAUAUUUUUGUAGGGGCAGCUAAGUGGCUUGGUAGAUAGAGAACCAGGCCUGGAAUAAGGAGGGCCUGGGUUCAAAUCUAGCCUUGGAUACUUCCUACCUGUAUGACCCUGGGCAAGUCACUUAACCCUAGUUGCCUAGCACUUGCUCUUCUGUCUUAGAGUUGUUACUAAGACAGAAAAUAAUGAUUAAAAAAAAUACUUUCUGCCCCUGUGUUACCUUGAAAAGUUUUGUGUUCAUUUUAAUGGCAAAUAGGACAAAAAAAAACAACAAUUUAACCCUUCAGGAAGCCUGCUAGAUGAUUUUAAAAAAUGGGGGGAAAACCUACUGUGGCUCAUAAUGCCUCUGUCUAAAAAAAUAAAAUCAAAGUGAUGCAACAGAAGAAA
Monodelphis domestica (gray short-tailed opossum) is the source of this 6717-nucleotide messenger RNA. The record is from RefSeq and is a predicted model, not a curated record. Lineage: Eukaryota; Metazoa; Chordata; Mammalia; Didelphimorphia; Didelphidae.